This is a messenger RNA of Osmia bicornis bicornis, 2832 nucleotides long. Its product is annotated as serine proteinase stubble. Gene Ontology annotation, molecular function: serine-type endopeptidase activity. The record is from RefSeq and is a predicted model, not a curated record. NCBI's taxonomy places the organism in Eukaryota, Metazoa, Arthropoda, Insecta, Hymenoptera, Megachilidae. Gene Ontology annotation, biological process: proteolysis. The transcript has 11 exons. The coding region runs from base 612 to 2117 and encodes 501 amino acids.
AGGACGUGAAAAGUGAUUUUAAUAAGAUUUGUAAUCGAAUGCGUGAUUUUAAUUCCGUUUGAUUAAGUACUAUAUCGAGAAAUGAAAAGAGGUUGCAUUUAAUAUCGUUGGCGCAUUGGCGGGAAAAUUGCAAAUAGUCGCGGUAUCGAAUUGUGAUCGAGGAAAGGACAAGAUAUUUAAUUGCAAGAAAGAAGAACAGAAUAAUGUGCCGUUGUAACAGACGAUCGUAUACGAUCAUCCGCAAUACCAUGUACGAUUUUACAGAAGUCAACUAACAGUCAAUUGUUUAACAAAUCUCAUCAACUUUGAUAAGCGUUGAAGAAAGAGAAAUGGAGUCGAAUAACGUUUCUCUUAAAAGUCCUUGUUGUUUUUUACACGCAUUAAGAAGGAUCAAGGAUCGGUUUAUCGAUGAUGCAUCGGCAGUCGAACUUUUUACCGCGACUCUGUUCAAAUAAGUAUCAAAAGCUUAAGUUGCAAAAGCAAAUUUCGAAAAUCGUUCAAUCAUUAUUGUACAGCUAGAAGAAUCGAACUAAUUAUAAAAACUGAAAGUGAUUUGAAACGAUCGAAUGAUCGUUGAUCGGUAUUGAUCACCGAAGCGGCAAAGAAAAGAAAUGAAUUCAUUUGUACGUUUAUUUUUCAUUCUGUUCUUUGUUAAUCUCUACUGUCGAAGCAACGGCAGAAAAAAUGAUCGGUAUUUGGAGAACCUCGAUUUUGCUGAUAGAGAAAUUGCAAUUGGGAAUACGAUCGAUUCGGAAGGACAAAUGAGAUUUUUCGACGAACUUGGCUUGAUACCACAAACGUGUACGUACAAAGGGACAACGUUUGACUGCGGUCUUAGCAUUAGUUGCGUUCUCGGCGGUGGUCGUCCGGUCGAUCUUUGUUCAGGAGGAUUGAUUUGGAGUUGUUGCGUCGACGAUGAUGACAUACCGGAAAAAAUACCACGACCAACUACUGGAUUGCUACAAAACGCCACGCUUUCGCUAAACUUGGGAAAUCAACAUCCGUACGUGGACGAUGAUGUUCAAAUCUACGAGAACGUGGCAAGACCAAGCAAACCGAUGUAUAACGUUGCUCAAAACGGCCAUGGACCGAGCUAUCUACAUCUCGGCGACGUUGCGAACAAACCGUCGACCAUGAUGACGACAUCGACCACCACGAUGACGACCGUUUACGAAUCGUCGCAAACAUGGAAUUACGAUCGGCCCUCGUACACGAGCCGUCCUACUACGCUCUAUCAUCAUCCAUUACAACUUGAUUAUCCGCAGGACGAAUAUGAUGCCGUUUAUCCUGAUGUAUCGGGAGUGUACACACCGAGUCAGGACGUUUCAAACUCUCUGGAUUAUUCGAAAUAUCGUGGUUGCGGUGAACUUUAUACAAGAAGCAAUCGAAUCGUCGGUGGACACAGUUCCAGUUUCGGAAGUCAUCCAUGGCAGGCUGCCAUUAUCAAAUCUGGAUUCCUUUCAAAGAAACUGUCAUGUGGUGGUGCCUUGCUGAACAACAGAUGGGUAGUUACCGCAGCUCAUUGUGUCGCGACGACACCAAAUGGUAACCUGAAAGUACGUCUUGGCGAAUGGGACGUAAGGGACUCGUCCGAACGAUUGUUGCACGAAGAAUUUAAUGUUGAGAGAAAGGAGGUUCAUCCACAAUACUCGCCAACCGAUUUUCGGAACGACGUGGCACUGGUAAAACUGUCGAGAACAGUGGCGUUUAAGCAACAUAUCGUACCCGUUUGUUUACCAGCGAAAAAUUUGAAGCUCUCCGGACGCACAGCAACGGUUGCUGGCUGGGGAAGAACUAGACACGGGCAAAGUUCAGCACCGUCGAUUCUUCAAGAAGUUGACGUUGAAGUUAUUCCUAACGAACGAUGUCAACGAUGGUUCAGGGCAGCUGGAAGGCGUGAAACUAUUCACGAUGUUUUUUUAUGCGCUGGCUAUAAGGAAGGUGGACGAGAUUCUUGUCAGGGAGACUCUGGCGGCCCGUUAACCAUGUCGGUCGAAGGAAGGCACGUACUUAUCGGUCUUGUGUCCUGGGGUAUAGGAUGUGGUCGAGAACACUUGCCUGGCGUAUACACCAAUAUUCAGAAAUUCGUGCCUUGGAUUGACAAAGUAAUGAGUUAAGUUUUCACGUACUAUGCGACACGACGAUACGAAAGAAUAUGAAAAGAAACGUGAUGUAAAAAAGUUUACAGAUGUCAUAGAGAACAAAUUCUUUUAUACAAUGUAUAUUAAUUAUACAUUUAUAUGUAUGUACAUAAGUUAGUAAGUAAGUAAGUAAGUAAGUAAGUAAGUACAUAUUCUAUUAUAUUCAAGGGAUCUGUGUUACCGAGAAUGGUUUCCGAAAUUAUCAUUGAUCGAUCAUUUGACAUAUCAUACGCAUAUCUGAAAAUAUUGGUAAGAAUUGCAUUUUUGUGAUUCGCGUGAUUGCACUCGCUUAUUGUUGUUUCGAACUUUAAUAACGAUACACGAGGACGAUGGAGUAUGAAAAGAGAUAAUCGAAUAAGUCGCCAGUCGGUAUGAACGGGAACGAUAAAGUAAAUACAUAUCGGUAAGUACUUACUUACUUUCGACAUACCCUUGUACAAUGUAAAUAGAAUAGAAUAGUGAAUAGAAUAAUUUCUUUUAAAUCGCGCAUCGUAGUCGUCAUGUUAGCUGCCAGACAUAGAUUUCUAUAAGGUCAGAUUAAAUUUUAUUACAUAUGUAGGUUUUAUACAAAGAUACACUGUAUAAAAUCGCAUCGUGUCGUAUUGUAAGUAUGUAUGUAUAUAAGAUUUAUCAUGUUAUAUUAGAUUGUAUUACAUUUGCCGAUCAAACAAUGAUAUAAUCAAAGCAUUGA